AUGGUGGAGAUCGAAGGAAGUGGAGUGGAGAAGGAGGCGAGGAUCCCGCUGGCCACCAUCGCCAUGGGCGUGCAAGGGAUGGGUAAGCAAGCCCCAGGUACUACUACCCGUGUAGUGGGCGAGCAGGCCCUACGGGCUGCUCCUGUCGAUGAAGCUAUGGGUGCAAUGGAGGAGUCCUUGGGCGAGCGAUUGAGGAAAGCAGGCGGAGUGGAGGGGACCCAGUUGGUUACUGCUGCCAUUGGCAUGCGCAGGCUGCUUGAGAAGGAG
Molecule: messenger RNA, 267 nt
Organism: Ilex paraguariensis (yerba mate)
Lineage: Eukaryota; Viridiplantae; Streptophyta; Magnoliopsida; Aquifoliales; Aquifoliaceae
Source: the annotation of a GenBank genome assembly